AUGGCGCACACAAUCCGGUGGGGUAUCAUGGCCACUGGCUGGAUCGCAACUACUUUCGUCCGCGAUCUUCUCAAAGACCCGAAAGCCCGCGACGCCUCCGACGUCGCCCACCGAGUCAUCGCCGUCGCCUCAUCCUCCGCUAAAGCCAAAGCGACCCAACUCAUCUCUUCCCUAGGUAUCCCAGGGCCCUGCACCGCCUACGGUAACUAUGAAGACCUCGUCACCGACUCCGACGUCGACGUAAUCUACGUGGCUACCCCGCACUCCCAUCAUUUCCAGAACGUUAUGCUAGCCCUGAGCGCCGGCAAGAACGCGUUUACGGUUAAUGCGGCCCAGGCGAAGAUCCUGUACGAGACGGCCCGUCAGAAAAAUCUGUUCCUGAUGGAGGCGGUUUGGACUCGGUAUUUCCCGUUGAGUGUGCAGGUGCGCCAGAUUAUUCGCAGCGGGGUGAUUGGGGAGGUGCUUCGCACGGUAGCGGAUACGAGCUUUGGGGAGGCUGUUGAGGAGAAGUGGGCAACGACGCAUCGGAUGGUGAAUCCUGAUUUGGCGGGUGGUGCGUUGUUGGAAUUGGGCAUAUACUCCCUCACCUGGGUCUUCCAAACUCUCUACCACACCCUCCCAAAGGACCAACGCAAACCACCAUCAGUCACUUCCCAAAUGACCCGCUACCACCUCACAGGUGCCGACGAAUCCACCAGUAUAAUCCUCACCUUCUCCACCAGCACGCCCAGCAACACCGCCCUACCUCGCUGCUCGCAUGGUAUCGCCCUAACCAAUAUCCGGGUCUCGAGCGACCCCGACGGACAGGGCACUUCGGGCCCCACCAUCCGCAUCCAGGGCACCAAGGGCGAGAUCCAAGUGUUUGGGUAUCCGUUCAGGCCGACGCGGUAUCGCGUUAUCCCUGUUAAGGGCGCGGGGGAGGUGCGGGAGGUAGAGUGUCCGUUUCCGGAUGGGGGGCAUGGGAUGGCGUGGGAGGCGGAUGAGGUAGCGAGGUGUUUGAGAGAUGGGAAGGUGGAGAGUGAGGGGAUGCCGUGGGAGGAGAGUAUUGCUAUUAUGGAGGUUAUGGAUGAGGUGAGACGGCAGGGUGGGUUGGAGUAUCCGGCUCAGAUUGAGUCGACUGAGUAUCCGCUGCAGUUGUGGGGAUAG
Penicillium subrubescens is the source of this 1146-nucleotide messenger RNA. RefSeq names its product Gfo/Idh/MocA family protein. The transcript is spliced from 5 exons. NCBI's taxonomy places the organism in Eukaryota, Fungi, Ascomycota, Eurotiomycetes, Eurotiales, Aspergillaceae. Gene Ontology annotation, molecular function: nucleotide binding. The coding region runs from base 1 to 1146 and encodes 381 amino acids. The record is from RefSeq and is a predicted model, not a curated record.